This is a messenger RNA of Homarus americanus (American lobster), 1324 nucleotides long. RefSeq lists its product as uncharacterized. Lineage: Eukaryota; Metazoa; Arthropoda; Malacostraca; Decapoda; Nephropidae. The record is from RefSeq and is a predicted model, not a curated record. The transcript has a single exon. The coding region runs from base 165 to 1040 and encodes 291 amino acids.
GACACUACUACUACCAUCACCUAUUACCUGUUUCUCCUUACGUCUUGGUCAACGGUGAGGAUAGACCACAGCCAGAGACAACACCUGUGAGGCGGGAGCAGCAGCUGGUGACUCAAGAGGCUACUUCAUACACCUGACAGCCAUACCAGCUAGCAGGGAGGAACAUGUUGCAGAGGCUUGUGGUACAUUUACUUCUGGCUGCCGUGUAUGUCUCCUUCAGCGUCGCCUCUGCCAGUGAAGUGGCAGGUCCUGACUCCUUUACCGAAGAUGGACAGGAGCGGCAGCAAGACGUAUCGCCGUGGGUGUUGCCGCAGUGGUGGUGGCUCAGCUCCGUGCUCUCCCUGCCCCAGGACCACACCUCACACGCCACCACCACCAAAACAAACCAAUACCUGGUGAACGCAGUAGAAGAGGAAGACUCCACGUUGUCGCUGGUGCUGCCUGCCGAAGGUAACGGCGAGAACGACAAGGUCAGGGACGAUAUGUCACGGGGUGGAAGCUCUGCUGCAACACGGGUGGGCAAGCGGUCACGGCCCUGCAGGUCACAAGGUAAAAAUCGGUGUCGCCGCGGACUGGUGAAUCUGGUGCCCGCCUCUGAGGUCCACCAGAGCUGGAAAAAUGACUACUUAUCAGUGCCUGAAGCCCUCGUCCAGUUCUCCCAGGAGCAAACAGAGGAGACGGUGUGUAAGGACCUCUCCGUGCAGCUGUUCCGUGUUGACCUGGCGGAGCUGCAGCUGGAGCCCUACUGGGUGAGGCAGACCGCUCACCUGGGCAUGUGUCCCUCCAAGCUACAGACUCGCAAGCUGGGUGACAACGUGUGGCCCAACAGCGUGGUGGAGACCAAGUGCAUGUGUCAGCGUGAGCUUUGUUCCAACGAGGGCGGCGACUUCCGGUGCCAGGCGGUGCGGCGACCCAUCAGGACGUGGGUUCGUCACAUGGACCAGUUCAUGCCCACGGAGGAGAUGGUGUCGGUGGGCUGCGUGUGUGCCCAGAAGACCAGCCCCGAGGGUAACUACGCCAGGAUUGAACUCCAUAGUUAAUUAUGGCACCCGAGGCACCACCUCACUGUACACGUGACACACACACACACAUGAACACUUGGUGAGAUGAAGGUACACGAGUCUUUCACCAGUAUAAGUGACUCCAGCUAGUGCACCAUUACCACCAUAACACUACACCCUCUCCCUCCCCAGACGAGGUCACCAAACCAUUGCAGGUACCAUAGCACCAUUCUGACCUGGAGUUCACCGCAUCAUAGCACCAACAAGGUCGCCAGUAUCACCAAAAUACAGCAAUUUUUCUGUUUUUGUUUCUGAAUCAAUAA